Molecule: messenger RNA, 668 nt
Organism: Serpula lacrymans var. lacrymans S7.9
Lineage: Eukaryota; Fungi; Basidiomycota; Agaricomycetes; Boletales; Serpulaceae
Exons: 7
Coding region: 78-497 (139 amino acids)
Cellular component (GO): nucleosome
Molecular function (GO): DNA binding; protein heterodimerization activity; structural constituent of chromatin
Source: RefSeq, a predicted model, not a curated record
GAUUCGUCUCUCUUGAACCCAAACCACCAACAGCUUUGUAUUCUACUGUUUACACAUAACCUACAUAUCACUGUAACAUGAGCGGAAAAGGCAAAGCAGGAAAAUCGUCAGGUGGCAAAGCAGGUGGCGAGGGGAAGUCGCAGUCGCGUUCUGCAAAGGCUGGCUUGCAGUUCCCUGUCGGUCGUGUGCAUCGUCUCCUUAAGAAGGGUAACUAUGCCCAACGUGUUGGUGCAGGAGCUCCUGUGUAUCUCGCUGCUGUAUUGGAGUACCUGGCUGCCGAAAUUCUUGAGUUGGCUGGUAACGCAGCUCGCGACAACAAGAAACAACGUAUCGUCCCUCGGCAUCUCCAGUUGGCCAUCCGAAAUGACGAAGAAUUGAACAAACUACUAGGAGAUGUUGUUAUUUCUCAGGGUGGUGUUGUGCCUUUCAUUAAUCCAGAGCUUUUGCCCAGCAAAACCAGUCGGGGCAAGAAAGAGGGCGCAAGCCAAGAAGUUUAGAUCUGACUGUUAUUUAUCUUCAUUAUUCGUCUAUCCUGUUAGGCUCGCUGUAUUUUGUAUCUUUAAAUUUGACGUCGUUCACUGUAAAUGUCUCCCUCAUCGAAUAUCGUCAAAGCAAUCAGGCCAUGAAUCCAGCCCACUGCUCUGGUAGCCCAUGGCACCAUGUACAUU